Akanthomyces muscarius is the source of this 741-nucleotide messenger RNA. RefSeq lists its product as uncharacterized. The transcript has 4 exons. The record is from RefSeq and is a predicted model, not a curated record. The coding region runs from base 1 to 741 and encodes 246 amino acids. Lineage: Eukaryota; Fungi; Ascomycota; Sordariomycetes; Hypocreales; Cordycipitaceae.
AUGGCAACGUCCCUGACGCAGAAACUUGGGUACAGCAGUGUGCUAGGCGAUGUUGUAGGCGGUUUGGUGUAUAGUGUCCUAUCGUUCUGGGCUUUUUCUGGGACGGACUCUAUGAUACUUUCCACUACUGGGCAUGAUGGGAUACGUGACACGCUGGUUAAGCUUUUGUUUAUCAUCUUCCUGGUUCCAGCCCUAAUAUGGGGUUUCAUUGAUCCGAUGGUGGGCACUGGGCUUAUGGGUUUUGCAACUGGCGUACUAUACUCGGCUUUAUGUGGCAUAGAUCUAUCAAUAUGCCACAUUGUAGGCGUUAUUGUGUGCUGCUUCGCAUACAACGGAACGGUUCCUCCUUACGAGAGUAAACUAGACCGCAAGCUCCGGAAACAGAGCUCAGCCGAGGUCUGUUCAGUUUGCCUCCUACCUAUUGCCCACUCGGAGAAGGACGAGCGGGAUGGGACGAUGGAGGCGGAAACGGACAUUGUCGGAGUUCUGACCACCCUCAUGCUGCCAUAUAUCUCUGCGGCUGCUGGUUACUUGGUGAUGUUUGCCUUGCCCCGAAAUUUGCAACCACACACCAUGAAGGAUCGACUUGGGCCAAAAUGGGUGCGAAGUCUGUUAGGCGGUUAUAUUUUUGUUAUGGAGAAAUCCUUUGCGAAGGUGCCAAACGCAGAUAGAGGUCACCACUGGGCCACUUCCCAUAGUGACCGUGAUUUUAUCCCUAGCUCUGAGGCUCGCUUUACCUAG